This is a messenger RNA of Cyphellophora europaea CBS 101466, 1701 nucleotides long. RefSeq lists its product as uncharacterized. Lineage: Eukaryota; Fungi; Ascomycota; Eurotiomycetes; Chaetothyriales; Cyphellophoraceae. Gene Ontology annotation, molecular function: ribosome binding. The transcript has 3 exons. Gene Ontology annotation, biological process: intracellular monoatomic cation homeostasis. Gene Ontology annotation, cellular component: mitochondrial inner membrane. The record is from RefSeq and is a predicted model, not a curated record. The coding region runs from base 1 to 1701 and encodes 566 amino acids.
AUGGCUGCCAGAUUCCAGGUGGCUCGCAGCAGCGCUGCCUCCCGCAGGAUAUUGCAGCAGUUCCAUCCUCGCUUGGGUACUAGCUCGGCUUUUCAGACCCUGGGACCUCGCCGGAGGAUCAAUGUUGCGGAUUUUGAAGUGUCGGCCCUCGCCAUUGCCAUUCCGAAGCGUGCCUAUGCCACCGAGACGUCCAGCUCGAGGGGCUCAGGAGGCGAAGGCCCCCCUCCUGGUUUCAACAUUGAUCAAGCCAAAAAGCCAUUGACGAGAGACGAAAAUCAAAGCGCGCAGAAAGAGACCUCGCCAACGCCGACUGUCGAAGAAUUGAAGAACAGUGAGGCCCUGAGCCCGCCUACUGCCUCCCACCCUAGCGUGGUUGCACCCACGUCAGCGGCGACCAAUGCGUCGCUUUCGGAAUUGGCAGCUCAGAAAGAGAAGGCAGAAGGAAAAGACAGCAAGGUUGCCAAGGCUGAGGAGAACAAGAAGCUCACUCUGGGCCAGCGGGUCAUGAAGGAAGUUCGUCAUUAUUGGGACGGCACUAAGCUACUUGCUGCCGAGGUCAGAAUCUCCUCGAAGCUUGCUCUGAAAAUGGCCGCUGGGUACGAACUCAGCAGGAGAGAGAACAGACAGUUACAACGCACCGUCCAGGAUCUGGGUCGACUUGUACCCUUCUCCGCCUUCGUUAUUGUACCUUUCGCCGAAUUGCUUCUUCCAGUGGCACUGAAGCUGUUCCCCAAUCUGCUGCCAUCUACAUUUGAAGGCCAGAAGUCACGCGAAGAAAAGGCCGCCCGUCUCCGGGAAACACGCAAGGGCGUCUCGUCCUUCCUGAGAAACACACUCAGGGAGACCGGCUUGCCUAUAACUACUGCAUCUGCUAAGCGCUCCGAGUUCCAAGAGUUCUUCCGCAAGGUUCGAGCCACUGGCGAAGCCCCCACUAAGGAGGAUGUGAUCAAGGUCUGCAAGAUCUUCAAGGAUGAUCUAACUCUCGACAACUUGUCUCGACCUCAGCUAGUCGGUAUGUGCAAGUAUAUGAAUCUCAACACAUUCGGCACGGAUGCCAUGCUCCGAUAUCAAAUCCGGCAUCGCAUGAGGCAGACGAAGCGCGACGACAAGGCUAUCAGCUUCGAGGGCGUCGACUCAUUGUCUGUACCAGAACUCCAGAUGGCUUGUGCUUCGCGCGGCCUACGGACACACGGUAUGUCGCCAGGCAAGCUCCGAGAGGACCUCCAAAUGUGGCUGGAUUUGAGACUCAAGUACAACAUCCCUUCAACGCUUUUGGUCCUCUCAAAUGCCUACAUGUAUACUUCUGGCAAGGACUCCGAGAUUGAUUCGCAGAUCGAGGCACUACAGGCAGUAUUGUCGUCUAUCCCUGAAGAGCUGUUCCAUGAAAUCGAGCUCGAAGUCCACAACGCUGAAGGAGCUGCGACCAAUAAGCAGCGUCUGGAGGUUCUCAAGGAGCAACAAGAACUGAUUGAAGAAGAGACCAAGCAGGCCGAUGCAACCAAGAGCGAGGACGGUGCCAGCCGAGAGUCACCAAAGGACGACAAAGACAUCGAUGAAAACCCUAAGCAGGCUGCAGCGCCUGAGGCCAAGACCGCUGCUAGCGAGGCCGCCGAAGCCGAGCAAGAUGUCAGCGAGCAAGGCAAAGACGAAACAACGCAGGCGUCUGUGGAGGCCCAGAAGGCGCAGAUCAAGAAGGACUGA